Molecule: messenger RNA, 1701 nt
Organism: Ciona intestinalis (vase tunicate)
Lineage: Eukaryota; Metazoa; Chordata; Ascidiacea; Phlebobranchia; Cionidae
Source: RefSeq, a predicted model, not a curated record
GACUUAUAAAACUGUAUCAUUACGACUUUUAAAGACCGUUGUUAAUUGUUUAAAACACGAUCAGGAUAUUUGGAUAAUAUGUGAUAAAAGUGUCCCAUCUUUCCCAAUCUACUAUAUGAUGCAUAGGUACGGGGUUCGGGGUUGGAAAUGGUUGUAGGAAAAUAGUUGUAAGCCAUUUAGAACUGUAUAAUAGCGUUUUAUGGGCGAUGAGUAUCUCUGAAGAGAUCGCUAGAUUAGUUUACUUUGGCGCUUCACACGAACCGCAAUGGUUUAUUCAAUAUUGCAAAGAACUACCUGAAGUUGGACCGGGUGAGGUCCUCGUUAAAGUCAGACUGGCCACGAUAUGUGCUUCGGAUCUACACACGUUUGCAGGUGUCAGAAACGAACCCCUGCCCGCUGUGUUGGGCCACGAAGCAGUGUGUGACGUCAUAGUAGAUCGUCGUUCAAAUGAGGAAAACGAGUUCGUGUUUUUACCCGAUGAAAAUACGGGGCAUGAUGGGACAGAGGAAAACGGCCCAUCAUCAGACUCAAGUAUACCCCUUUCACCCGGAACCCGCGUGACGUUUGGGGUCCCUUUGUCGUGUAAACAAUGCGAACGGUGCAGGUUGGGGGUUACCCAGAAGUGUAAGUCCCUUUUUAAAUACGGGCAUUGUGCCCUUAACGACGGUGGUGGUUUCAGCGGUUGCUAUGCGACGCAUAUGUUGCUAAGGGCGGGAACCCAUAUCGUACCUCUACCGCCUCAAGUGACGGACAAGAUGGCGGCCCCAAUAAACUGCGCAUUGGCUACAAUUGUAAAUGUCGUGGAAAACGCAAGAACCCAAAGUCGUAACAAAGUCGCAGUGGUGCAGGGAGCCGGUAUAUUGGGAACAUACGCGUGUGCCAUGUUGUCACGUAAGGGCUACCAACGCGUACUGUGUACCGACGUCAAUCAAUCUCGGUUGAACGUGGUUCGUAAGUUUGGUGGGGAACCGCUGUAUGUGCAAGACGUAUCGAAAUAUACAGAUUUCGCCGACUGUGUAAUUGAGGUAUGCGGGUCUCCUACAGUAGUAGAGGAUGGUAUAAACAUGUUAAGAUACGGUGGUACUUAUGUGUGGGCAGGAAUGGUACAUAGAGAUUCAACGCUGUCUGUAACAGGAGAGAGCGUGAUACGAAAAUCAAUUACAAUCAAAGGAAUCCACAAUUACGAAGAUCGACAUUUGACGGAAGCUGUAACAUUUCUUCGUGACACCAGCCACUUAUUCCCAUACGAAGAGUUACUAAGCCCAAUGACGUUUAGUUUGAAAGACUUUGGGAAGGCGGUGCAUUUGGCCGAGUCGCGAACGUUUCUACGCGUCGGCAUUCAGCCAUAAAAUAAAAUCACUUAAUUUAUAUUUACGUUCCAAUUAAAAGCGAGCAUCGUCCACAGAACGGUCGCUUUUGGUUAAUUUGAGUUUUGUGGAGAAAUCUGAAUGAAUGGUUGAUAUAGCGAGCAAUGGGGGUCAUUAUUCGAUGACAUCACAUGCAAUGACGUCAUGUUUGGCUACGUCAUGUUUAAUGACGUCACAGAAGUAUUUUAAAACCUAAUUAGCACGAAUAAUGAAUCGUUAACGAUUCAUUACUUGAUGACGUCAUGUGUGGUGACGUCAUGUGCGAUGAUGACAUAAGCGUUAUAAAAAUAAUUACAAGAUAUUUGAACGUUGAAAUAAAAUAUCAGCGGUGUUU